GCCACCGCAUUGACUUCACGGUCUCACGUUGACUCCAUUUUGCUUUCGCUUGUAUGGGAUCUUGUGUGUGCAGUGUCGGUGUAAACAGGAGACAAACAGGAGUGAACGCGGAGGCGCCGAGAUAUUGUUUCAAAAAUGGAGGGCAUCAGUGAUGUUGCAGUUGGUGUAAAGAGAGGAUCAGAUGAGCUGAGUAUGUACAACAGUCCCAACUCUGGCAUGAGCAGCAUCAGUGAUGGGGCUCCUAAUGGCAGUGAUAGUAAAAAGCUAAGGGUGGAGGAGGCCCCACCGUCUCGUGUAAUCCACAUUAGGAAGCUGCCCAACGAGGCCUCAGAGGCUGAGGUCAUCGCCCUUGGCCUCCCUUUUGGCAAAGUAACCAAUAUUCUCACACUGAAGGGAAAGAACCAGGCAUUCUUGGAGAUGGGGACAGAGGAGGCAGCUGUCACUAUGGUUAACUACUAUUCCAAAGUAACUCCACUUAUUCGCAACGUCCAAGUGUUUAUUCAGUACUCCAAUCACAAAGAACUCAAAACUGAUGCUUCAAAUCAGCGGACCCAGGCAGUGCUGCAGGCAGUGUCAGCGGUUCAGUCACCGGGUUCAGAUGUACAGGAGGUCCUCGCUGCAGCCUCCAGUCCUGUGCUGCGGAUCAUUAUCGAUAACAUGUUCUACCCCGUAACACUGGAUGUAUUGCAGCAGAUUUUCUCCAAGUUUGGCACAGUCAUGAAGAUAAUCACGUUCACUAAGAACAAUCAGUUCCAGGCUCUUCUGCAGUUCAGUGAUCCUGUCAGUGCACAGCAGGCUAAACUGGCACUGGACGGCCAGAAUAUCUACAAUUCCUGUUGCACACUGCGUAUUGACUUCUCCAAACUGGUCAACCUGAAUGUAAAGUACAACAACGAUAAAAGUCGCGACUACACCCGACCCGAGCUGCCAGCUGGCGAUGGCCAGCCCAGUCUCGACCCUGCAGUGGCUGUUGCCUUCAGCAAAGACUCCAGCUCUCUCCUUGGUAAGAUCCCAGGAGCCCUGAACCCUCUGAGUGCGGCGGCAGCAGCUGCUGCUGCUGCAGGGAGGGUGGCCCUGGCUGGACAGGCAGGCUCCAGUGGGGUCCUGCUGGUCAGCAACCUCAAUGAGGAGAUGGUUACGCCCCAAAGUCUGUUUACCCUCUUCGGAGUGUAUGGUGACGUCCAGAGGGUGAAAAUUCUUUAUAACAAGAAGGACAGUGCUCUCAUACAGAUGUCUGAUUCCAAUCAGGCCCAGCUAGCUAUGAGCCACCUGAAUGGCCAAAAGAUGUACGGUAAGAUCAUCCGGGUGACGCUGUCCAAGCACCAGACGGUGGCGUUGCCUCGGGACGGCCUGGACGAUCAGGGUUUGACGAAGGACUUUGCCAACUCGUCGCUUCAUCGUUUUAAGAAACCAGGUUCCAAGAACUUCCAGAACAUCUUCCCACCUUCUGCCACUCUUCACCUAUCCAAUAUUCCACAAGAUGUGACAGAAGAUGACCUGCGGCUGCUGUUCUCCAACACUGGAGGCACUGUGAAAGCAUUCAAGUUUUUCCAGGAUCGCAAAAUGGCUCUGAUCCAGAUGUCAACCGUGGAGGAGGCCAUCCAGGCGCUGAUCGACCUUCACAACUACAACAUGGGAGGCAACCAGCACCUGAGAGUCUCUUUCUCCAAGUCCACCAUUUAAGAAUGUGACUCAGACUCUUGACAGUAUGAUGGUUUACUGUUUUAAGGAAGCGGCAGUCAGAAAGCUCCUAGACUGUGUCUGAACACCAGGGGGACCACAUAGAUUGAAUCAGUUUUGUUGAUCAUAUCAUUCCUUUUGUUUGCCUUGUUUCCUUUUUUUUUUUUUUUCUUUAAAAAGAACAACUGGAUCCUCCGAGCUGUUUCUUAACUGUACCUUCAUAUUUUUAUGUGAAGCAAAAUAUUGAAAUGGUUGAUUGUCCCCCUGUGCGGUAGUUGGAUGUAGAAUAGUGUUGAAUUUUUAAUUUAGUGGCAAAGAUACAGUACUCGUGUGCCUUACUCAACAAUAGCAACUUUUUCCUACAGCUGGACGUGUUCAUUUCUGAUCCUCCCAGUGAGGCACAUUGGUCUUGAAGAUUUUUGGGAGCUGGUGAGAAUGCAGAUUAUUUUCUCAUCAUCAAGACAAAGCUGUUUUUGAAGUUGUGCCUCUGACCAGGUGUAGCUGUGGUUCCUUUUGUUCUCCAGUUUUAGAUUGAUAACAUUUUCCUUUUUAGUUCAGCAGCAGGAGAGCAGAAUAUUCCUGAGGCAGAAGGUUUUUACACAGCAGCCUACGACAGGCAGUUUAACUUGAAUUCCAUUAUUCCACGGGGAUGUUCAGCCGAAGAUUGUUCUAGCACAAUCCAUGCAUAAGAUAAAGUAUGACAAUGUGGUUAAGUAUUUCUUUCUGUGUGUUUGAACCCUUCCUUGCUUUUUCUAUAGCAGUGAGGUGUAAUAGUCGGUGACAGUGUUUCUUUAAAGCAUGUAUGUGAUGAUAGGAUCUCACAUAAAGUGUUGCAUGCUGUGGAGGCAGUAAAAAAGAUGAGUCCACUGUGAUUGCAUUGUCAUGUGACACUUUACUUGAGAGGUUUACUCAGUUGGACCAAAGUUUCUGUGCCUUUAGUGUUCUUUUAAGUCAUAUGAACAACAAAAAAAAGAGCAUUUAAAAACCCAGAAUUCUUGCAUAUUUGGGGGAAAUGCCCACAAUUUGAAGUGUUCACAGAAUUCUCGUUUUUUUUUUUUAAAUCACAAGACCUGUAGACUGGAGGCAUUUGUUCUGAAAUAAUGCUUAUGUAUAUUUUUUAUCAUCCAAGUCUGAUUUUUAUACAGCUCAAAAUGUAGGGAUUUGGUAUCAUUCUAAAGAGGUGCAAUUAAAGGGUGAAUUAUUUUCUAAUAAGGAGAGGCACAACUUGGUUUUCUGCUUUUUGAGUUUCCCCUCUCAUGGUGUCUCUCGUGUGUUCUGCAUUACCUCUGUAGCAUGUCUAAUAAAACUCUUCCGUAGCUCUGCAUUCACCUUCUCUGUCUCUCUUCUCCGUUCUGUCUGCUCUGCUCGCUUCGGAAACUGUCUUCAUUCCCGGGGCGGGAAGGAAGCCAAAAUCAGUUUUGGAGCCACUUGAAAACAAGCUCUAAUAAGCCAGAUUGAGCCCUGUGAUGGUGCUAAUUUACAGGACAAGAAGUACAUUUUCUUGAUGUGUUUCCCACUCUGACAACUGACUCAAUCUGUUCCUCUAAUGUCUUGCUCUUCUUUCGUCUUGUAGUUGCCUGUUUUCUGAUCAGUCUCAAAGGGCUGCUGCUCUCCUGACAAAGUUUGGUCUAUCUACUUAUUCUCAUGCCUUUUAUCCGUUGCAUGAAUGGACUUGGUUUUCACUUUUCACACUACCAGCAGCUUAGGAGCACGUUUGAGUAAACUUGACACAGCCAUGAGCAUCAAUAUUGGACACUUUUUACAGUCUUUACACACAGCUUUGGUCUGCAGAACUGUGGAAGCAGCGCUCGGCCCCACUGUAGAAGUAAAACAUGCCCAAUAGACAGCUGCUCCUGGGGGGGGGGCAUGUCUAUGUGCCUUUCUCUGUCCUGACACCUUCACGCUCCUGCUUGUAGUUACAUUCAGAGCUUAAGGAAGAAAUCUUCAUUAUGUAACAAGGUACAGAUAGAAUCACUAACAUGCACGUGCUUAGACUGUGGAAGGAACCUGGAGUACCCAGAAGAAACUGAUGCAGGCACGAGGAGAACGUGCAAAGCACACAGAAAGGCCCCAGCUUAGUAGCAGGUUUGAACCGGGAACCUUCUUGCUGUUGACGGCCUGUUAAAUUGUUUGGAACGGCACUAAAUUCAGUGGACACAGCAGUGAACGUGGAAUCAACCUGUUAACAUACUCAGCCAGAAGUUACUUUUACUCUGUGGAAGGAGUGUCAUUACUCAUACUACAGUGUUCUUGUGAUUAAAGAAACCAGUGAUGUUCCAGGAGAUACCAGAACACAGAAUGACUUAUGAUAGAGGUUGUCACUCAAAGCGAUUGUAAGAGACUUUAAGUUUGAUUAUCUUACUGUGGGAGGCUGAAGGAAACUAUAGAUAAAGUGUAAUUUAUGGCCAACAUGCUCUCAUGAGUCCUUCUUACCCCUUGUUUUACGAUAAGGUGGAAGAAACCUUAUUUCUUCCACCUUAUUGGACCCAGAGUGGAGAAGAGGUUGCUUUGAAGCAACCUAGGGCCUGCUAUUAUCAGAAAUGUCCACCAAAAGCCACGACAAUGUUUACCGCUCAGUAGAGGUGGGAAGUAACAAUGUACAAAUACAUAGUUACUGUACUUAAGUAGAAUUUUUGGGUAUCUGUACUUUAUUUGAAUAUUUGUCUUUUGGACUGUUUUUCCCUUUAUGCCCUACAUCUUACACAAAUAUCUCUACUUUCCACUCCUUCAAUUUUCAGAACAGGUUUGUUACUUUAGGACAUUUAAGGGGAGUUACUUCCUGUCACUGCAUCUUCAAACAUCAAACCCAUUUGAACCUAAAUGGAGGGAAUAAUAAAACAUAAAACACAAUGCUGGAGUAUCCG
Molecule: messenger RNA, 4544 nt
Organism: Archocentrus centrarchus (flier cichlid)
Lineage: Eukaryota; Metazoa; Chordata; Actinopteri; Cichliformes; Cichlidae
Product: polypyrimidine tract-binding protein 2-like
Exons: 14
Coding region: 136-1683 (515 amino acids)
Biological process (GO): mRNA processing
Cellular component (GO): nucleus
Molecular function (GO): RNA binding
Source: RefSeq, a predicted model, not a curated record